Messenger RNA from Tigriopus californicus, 1803 nucleotides. Its product is annotated as extended synaptotagmin-1-like. The record is from RefSeq and is a predicted model, not a curated record. The transcript has a single exon. The coding region runs from base 1 to 1803 and encodes 600 amino acids. NCBI's taxonomy places the organism in Eukaryota, Metazoa, Arthropoda, Copepoda, Harpacticoida, Harpacticidae.
AUGAGAUUGUUUCAGGGAGCCUUCGGCGAAUUCUCAGAUCAUGCCAGUCAGAACAUUGUUUGGUUGCCUUACUUGGGUGGUCUGAUUUCCAUUAUAUUCUCACAUUGGCUCUUUGGAACCGUUCUUCCCAUCAUUUUGGUAUGGAUCAUCCUUCAAGAUUGGUCAAGAUUUUUGCUUCCGCUUCGAAAAGUGAUUUUCUCGAACAUCACCGAGCCUUGUGAAGAUGCGUUGGAUGUGAAUCCGGCUUUUGCUUGCGAGCCAGAUUCAGAAACGGUAGGAUGGGUCAAUAAUAUUCUGGAGCGUUUUUGGACCAACAGUUUGAGACCUUUUGCUCUGGAUGAUGUGAGCAAAAUCGUCGAGAGAGACCUCUUUCACGGUUUCUUGAACAAACUACGACUCUUUAGACAUUUCAACGUCCAUGCCUUUCUCAUCCACUUCGAUCCCGGAGAAAUUCCUCCCAUUCUCACGUUCAUUCGAUGUUCCACAUCCGAGGUUAAUCUGUUGAACCAUGGCUACGAGUCUCUUACCUUUGACCUUGGGCUGGCGGUUGACCUUCAUCCAAAAGUGGAGACUUGGAUUGGAGGGUCGAUGAAGUUCGGCUUAAAGCGGUUCAGAUUGGCCGCUCCUUUAAUCUUCCGAUUUUCUCCAAUGCUAAAAGAUUUCAAACUCGUUGGCCAACUUGAAAUCUCAUUGAAAAGGCAAAUUGCCAUGGAUUGGGAAUUCCAAUACCUUCUCAGAUGUUUGAACCUGACCUUCGUGAAGCGAAUCGUCCAUGCGAUACUUCACAUUUUGGGCUCUUUCGUUAUUCAACCUCGGAAGCUAAUCUUCCCCAUGCUGGUCGAUCCGAAAGUGAUUUGCGACCACCUUCAAAUGCAACGAAUUCCCAUAGCGUUGCUCCGAGUGGAGAUAGAAAAAGGAAAAUCCCUGAAAGUCAGUGAUUGUCCGUUGAUUUGUCCUUGGAUGGGCUUGGCUGAUCCAUAUUGCGUGGUUCGUCUUGGAUCCAAAUACCAUGCCUCCCACAAAAUCCGGAGAUCCCUGAAUCCUGUUUGGAACUUUCAGUGCGAGUUUCCUGUAACAGGUAAGGACCUCCACGAUAAGGAGGAGCUCAAAUUCGUGGUUAAAGACUUCGAUUGGGGAUUCUGUCAUGAGGACGACGAUCUUGGAUUCAUGAACCUAGACCUGUGUGCGAUCCUAGACCAAGAGGGUGUGGAGAAGUGGAUUAACCUUCACAGUGGUGGAAAGGGGAUGCUCAAGAUAUCAUUAUCGGUUCAUAAAUUGCGGAACUUUCCCUUCCACAAGAUUUUGACCAACUCCUCCUCUUGGUCAGGCACUUGUCAAAUCUGUCCUGACUGGAGUCAAGCAGUGUUGGUUUUGCUCUUACAUGAGGUGCAAAUGAGCCACUCAUUUCGUCCAAUGAUGAUCAUUCAAGCAUCCGGAAGAGAUCCAGUGGCAUCGUCGAUGGGAGAGAUAUCAGAAAAUUGGGAGUUCUCAGAGGAAUUCGUCAUUCCCAUCCAUGACGUUCUUCGAGACACCAUCGAAUUGUCUUUAGUGGAUUUUGACGCAAGUUCAGGGGUCUUCAGCCGAAGCAAGCGGGGACUUCGAACUGUAAAGAACGUUUUGAUCUCUGUAGAAGAUCCUCGUAAUGGGAAGAAGCUUGAAAAAGAGAUGCACAAAACCAUGGGUAAGAGAGCCAUGCGAGUGUACGAGUUCCAAGGGAUCAAGCAAGUGAUCACUAUGGACUCGCAAGAGGGGCUGUACAAAUGUAUUCUGAAAGCAAAGCUUUAUUCUCUAGCCAACAAUUGA